AUGCUGAUGAAGGACGCGGGUGCAGGCACCAAGUGCUACGUACCCGACGACACAUACGUAUGGCUUCCUGCGCAGAUAUUGCGCGAGGAAAAGAGCUCGAACCCUAAAAAACCCGAAAAAACUAUUGUACUGCGCGUAUUCCCUCCACCUGGUAAUCCCGAAGCUGUCGUAGAUGAGGAGCGAGUGCUGGACUUCAACGACUAUAAGGUCAAGGCCAUGAUGAGAAGCUUACAGCUUGAGUCUUUGCCCUAUCAAAAUGAGAAUUUGGGCCUCACGGGAAUAGAGGAUAUGACCGCACUUAAUUAUCUACAUGAGGCUGCCAUACUAUACAACGUCAAAAAGCGCUUCUUGCAAAAGUUGCCGUAUACAUACACUGGCGAAAUUUGUAUCGCCGUGAAUCCUUAUCAGUGGCUACCAGAGCUUUACACAGAGCAAACACAGGCUCUAUACCUCACUAGACCUCGGGACGAAUUACCGCCUCAUGUGUACGCAACAUCCGUAGCGUCGUACAAUGAUAUGAAGCGAAAUGGGAUGAACCAGUCAAUUUUAGUAAGUGGAGAGUCGGGAGCUGGUAAGACGGAAACCACUAAGAUUCUGAUGAAUCAUUUAGCUUCAAUCGCUGGAGGCUUGAAUGACUAUACAAUUAAGAAGAUUAUAGAGGUGAAUCCACUCCUCGAGUCGUUUGGCAACGCCAAAACUGGGAGAAAUGAUAAUAGCUCUCGAUUCGGCAAAUUUACUCAGUUGCAAUUUGACAAUACUGGUAUUUUGGUGGGAGCUCGAUGUAGAACUUACUUGCUGGAGAAGACUCGUGUUAUAUCUCACAUAGAGACCGAGCGCAAUUAUCACAUCUUCUACCAGUUGUUAGCUGCGAGUGAAAGCAAAGAAAAGUGGCACUUGGAUGAUGCCAACGAGUGCUACGCGUACACGGGUGCAAAUAAGACUCUCCAGAUCGAGGGUGUGUCGGACGACAAACAUUUUGAGCGCACCAGAACGGCUCUGGGGCUUAUUGGAGUCACGGAGGAGCAGCAAGGAGUCCUUUUUGAGGUGCUCGCAGGCAUAUUGCAUCUUGGACAAUUGACAAUACAGUCUAAAAAUAGUAAUGAAGAGUCCGAGAUUAGACCUGGCGACAAAGCUGCGAAAUACGCGACUGAACUUCUUGGCAUUUCGGCAGCAGACUUGGAAAAGGCUUUGUGCUCGCGUCAAAUUGCAGUCGCUGGAGAUGAAGUGACUACCUUUUUGAAGAAAGAUCAAGCAGAGGAGUGUAUUGGUGCUUUAUCUAAGGCCAUUUACUCCAAAGUUUUUGAUUGGCUAGUCAACAUUAUCAACACAUCUCUCGAGAAUGAUCAGAAAAUGCAUCAUCACGUGGGAAUUCUUGAUAUCUUCGGCUUUGAGCAUUUUAAACUCAAUUCUUUCGAGCAAUUUUGUAUAAAUUACGCUAAUGAAAAAAUUCAGCAGAAGUUUACUCAAGAUGUCUUUAAAACAGUGCAAAGUGAGUACGAAGCUGAAGGCAUUUUGUGGAGUCACAUUGACUUCGCAGAUAAUCAAGAUGUAAUCUCUAUGAUUGAAGACAAGCUUGGAAUCAUUUCGUUAUUAAACGACGAGGUGAUGCGUCCGAUGGGCAAUGAUGAAGCUUUGGUUUCUAAGCUUUCAACAAUUCACAAAGACGACCAAGAUGUCAUAGAAUUUCCGCGCACAUCACGCACACAAUUCACGAUCAAGCACUAUGCAGGAGCAGUUACGUACGAAUCAUUGGGCUUUCUAGAAAAGCACAAGGACGCUCUCCUUCCUAAUUUAUCCGAGCUAAUGCGAAGUUCGUCUAAACAGUUUUUGAAGGACAUGUUCGUCGACAAAACCAUCAAGCCAGUCGUUUCACGAAGGAGAAAUCACACUAAUUCGCGAGGUAGUCGAACUACGCGUGGUGUUUUGACAGUGACGAAUGUUGGCACUCAAUUUAAAGACAAUCUCAACGAGCUCAUGACUAGCAUCCACCAAACCAAAGUACAUUAUAUCCGAUGUAUCAAGCCCAACCAAAAUAAAAGCCCAACUGAAUUGGGUCAAGUAAUGGUGGUGUCACAACUUCGUUGUGCUGGUGUAAUCGAGGCAAUUCGCAUUUCUCGUGUAGCAUAUCCAAACCGCCUGCUGCUAGAGGAAAUCGUCGACAAGUUUUGGGUGUUUGAUGUGGGGCAUCGCAAUACAAAUAUCUCGGUAAAGACUCGCUGCGAAGCUCUGAUGGCAAAAAUGAAUUUUUCUUCUCCCGAGCAGUAUCAAAUUGGUUUUACACGCAUUUACUUUCGCUAUGGAAUCCUCGAAAAAAUGGAGGAAAAGAAGGCUGAGCGGUUGGAUGUUCAAGCCCGCAACUUGCAACACUAUAUGCGGGGGUUUAGCUGCAGACUUCGCUACCUUCGCCAGUUGCGAGCAAUUGUAAAGCUGCAGUCUGUUGCUCGAUGUGUUAUCAUGAUGCAUCAUUUUCAGUCGCUUAAAGCCGCAAUAAUCACACUUCAGGCUCAUUGGCGUGGAAGAAAGGGUCGCUGUGUUUGGCUGGAAGCCAGAAAAAACAAAAGUGCGAUUAUUGUCCAAAAAUAUGCUCGUUGCUUCAUUGAACGCAAACAAUUUAAAGAUAAACGGAAGGGGGCUGUAAAAAUUCAAGCAUACCUGCGUAUGAAAUUCGAGCGACCAAAGUAUAUCAAAGCUCUGCAGGAGAAGAAACAACAGGCUGAUAUGAAAUACCAAUUAAACAAGCUGCAGCAGCGCCUUCAUGAUGAACAACGUCGAAAUGAAGAAGCCAAGAAGGAGAUGCUGGUUGCGACCUCUGCUGACAACAGUGAAGGAAGAGGAUCGCAAUCACCCGGCCAAUCGGCUGCUCACGUCUGGAUGGCUGAUGCUGACGGGAUUAUUAGCCAGCUCAACGAGGAAGCAAAUCGUCUGCGCAAGGAGAAUGAAGAACAGAGAGCUUUGACGGCACAUCUUAAAAGUGAGGUCGAGAAGCUUAAGUUUGAUCAGACUGUGUUGACAGCGAAUUUUCAAGUCAAAAUUAGCGGUUUCCAAGACACGAUCCGCGAGAAGGAGAAAAAACUUGAAACUGUAGAACGCGAGUGCGUCAAGCUUCGUGAGCUUGUGGGCUCUGACUCAGAGGUCUCAAGUCAGAGAUUUAUCCGCAAAGACCAACGCUCAGCAUUUCGAAAAUUGGGUUCUAAGAAAGACAUUGACGAUGGAUCUGACAGCGGAGAGGCAGGUCGGGCUUCUACGGCCAUGCAAGCAGCACUUGCCCAGAAAUCAGCCGAGACGGCGCAGUUUCUCCGGCAAUCUGCGCGACGUAUGUCUAGUGCAAAGUUGUGGCAUACCAGUAGUAGUGGGGAUAGUGAAGGAGAAGGGCAUUUAUCUGGCAGUGAAACGGGCGACUUUCACAAUCGCCCAUCGCUUCUUCAAGAGGUGAGUGCGGUUGGAGUCGGUGCUAUGGAGGUUUUUAAAAGCAGACUCACAGCCGCAAAAGUAAAGUAUUAUGGAGAAGAUGGCACAUUGGCUGCAUCGCGUCAAACGACUGAUCCCAGGAAGACUUUUACUCCAAGAAAGUCGAUUAGCUUAGAAUCAAUGCCGCUUGCUGCAGGAUGGGAGAUGCGCGUAUCGCGCUCGAAGGGCAAAGCGUACUACUGUAAUCCGACUUUGCGGAUUACACAAUGGGAUCGUCCAUUAGCCGUACUACAAAAUGAGCCCGUCCGGCGCGACUCAUCAGACUUGCCAACAAUACCAGAUCAUACUUGA
This is a messenger RNA of Plasmopara halstedii, 3759 nucleotides long. Its product is annotated as myosin-like protein. NCBI's taxonomy places the organism in Eukaryota, Oomycota, Peronosporomycetes, Peronosporales, Peronosporaceae. Gene Ontology annotation, biological process: vesicle transport along actin filament; actin filament organization. The transcript is spliced from 5 exons. The coding region runs from base 1 to 3759 and encodes 1252 amino acids. Gene Ontology annotation, cellular component: vesicle; cytoplasm; actin cytoskeleton. Gene Ontology annotation, molecular function: microfilament motor activity; actin filament binding; ATP binding. The record is from RefSeq and is a predicted model, not a curated record.